This is a messenger RNA of Blastomyces dermatitidis ER-3, 1797 nucleotides long. RefSeq lists its product as uncharacterized. The coding region runs from base 1 to 1797 and encodes 598 amino acids. The transcript has a single exon. Lineage: Eukaryota; Fungi; Ascomycota; Eurotiomycetes; Onygenales; Ajellomycetaceae. The record is from RefSeq and is a predicted model, not a curated record.
AUGUUUGUCAAUCUAGACUCGACAGCAGACGCGACGGCGGCCCAGACGCACGAGUUUUCGAACCAGGAGAACUCUCCACCGACCGCCUCUCUUCUUUCGCGAUCUGCUGCUGUGAUUUUUCCGUUGGGCUUUGUGUCGUCUACCAAGAACCGCUGGAAUUCUGGAGUUCCGCAGCCAGUGAUGAUCCAAACAUCGACCACUACGUCGCCGCUUACAACACCUCGUUUAUCGAUUGAUGAAGACUAUGUUCCAGCAGAUCCCACUAACAUUGGUCUGCAUAGUCGAGCGCGGGAGGCUUCAGCUAUAGAUACGAAAAAGCAGCUGCAGCACCGGACAAAGUCGUCCUUUAGCUUCGCGCAUCCACCACCUAGCACCCGUCGCAAACGUCUAGGACUCCGGCCCAAAUUGCUACUUCAGCUGCACAGAGUAUCGCACAUAUCCCGACCUAUACCUACUAUUGAUGUUCUAUCAUCUACCAUUUGUUCCGGACCUAGAAAAUUCCCAUGCAGAUAUAGGGGAAAGGACAGCCCGUCUGCGAACGACCUCCUACUCGUAACCAGCGACGCUUAUGAGCAGGCUGGUGCUGAGGAUGAUAGGAGUGUUUCCUCCGAUGACGAUCCGCAGAAUGACAGAGACGUGGUUGCGACAGUAUGUCACCAUCGCAAAGACAGUGGGAAAGCGGGCGCGAUGGCAGAAAUAUCUCUACAGCAGGGGAGCCGUUGGGAGGUUUCCCAUCUUCCCUCUGGCGGUUAUGAGUUUACAGGGACUACGGAGAGUGGAGAGCAAAGAUGUGCCCGUUGGGUAUUACGGGGAAAGGCGGGAAGUCGUCGGGUUUCUGGAUCCAGCAAUGGUGCGGACAACACUUUCGACGAUGGCAAGCGGUUUACAUUCAGUAUAAUCGACCCCAACACCCGUCGACACCCAGUUUUAGCGUGGAUGUCCCGCCAGGGAAUUGAUAUUCUUGAUAAAUACCCUCUCUUUUCCGCUCAAACUCAAAGGUCAUCGUCCCCAGCCUCUCCCAAAGGCCCACACUUAGCCGCCGCAACCACUCCACCGCAGACCAACGAUUAUAGUGAUCCGCCUUUAAUUGAAACCGAUGAUCACCUCCGUACGCUCAUUGUCGUCAGUGGAGUUUGGGUUGCAUUCCGAGAAGGGUGGCCUCAGACUCCCCUUUACGCAGACGUACUCCCUACAACACCGACGACUGCCGGUCCUAGAACUUCUAUUUCUUCCUCUUCACAACAACAGCAGCAGCAACAACAACAACAACAACGGUCACAAUUAGCACAAAAUUCGAGAAACGAUACAGAGAAAGUAGGUACAGUAGAUGACAGCACGAGGAGUAAAAGCUUCCCGUUCACCGGGGGCCGACUACUACUGGGAGGCCCAGGUCUGAUCCACCGCGCAAAGACAUUAAACGAAAAUUCAAAGAAAUCCGCCUCUCCCCGACGAACAGUACCUCAGAGGAAGGAAAAUAGACUAGUCGAUGACGUGAAAGAUGUCCCCAGCCAUGAUACGCAAAGCCCCUUGCAUGCCGAAAGCUUGACAAUUGCCAAGCAAACGCAAAAGAGGCGGGGGUCCAGGCGCAGAUCCAGAGGUGACCGUGGACAAUAUCUAAGCCCAGAAAAUAGCCUUCCGCCUCCUCGGUACUCCUAUGGGGAAGAUAGCCAGAACGAUGCUUUGUCGAGUGCAGCCACUGUUUACAUCGGGCAGGGUAAACCGGAGCAGCAGUCAAAAGGCAAGCGGUGGCGUAGAUUAAGCAAUUUGCUUGGUAUGAAGGGACCGGCGGCGACUUGA